GUUUUAUGUUUUAAAACAAAAUAUCGAAUAGUUCUUCGUUGUAUUAACUAUAACAGGAGGCAAAUUAGAAGGAGCAUGCAUCGAUUUGAGCUUGUAUUUCUACUUAUGGUGGCAACAAUACUUCACCACUGUAGUGGACAGAAGCAGAUGCACUAUGACUUAUGUUUUGUACCUGAUUCACCAGUAUUUGUAAAACAGGAAAAUUAUAUACACAGUAAUUGGGAUUUCAGAGUCGAACGAUGCAAAUCAGCAAACAGUGUAUCGGUAGUAAAAAUUACCAAAAAUAAUUUGGCACUAAACAGCAGUCAUUGCAUGGGAUCUCUGAAAAUUGCAGUUGGAUCAAUCAACACAGAACUCUGUUAUUCCCAACCAAACGACUGUUUUCUUUUUACUUCGAAAAAUGUGACUAAUGAGUUUAUUACCGAGGGAUGUGGUAGAAUAUUUCCUCGUAUUGAAGAUAAUCUAUAUCCAAUAACUCUGACAUAUAAGACUGAGAAUGGUUUCUCUGACCAACUGCAAUAUUUUACUGUUGGGUCGAUGACAUACGAGAUGAUUAACAAAACAGGUGAUGAGAAAAAAAAUACCCAAGAAAACAUUCAUCAGUUCACAAACGCAACGAGACACAUGAAAAGAAAAUAA
This is a messenger RNA of Styela clava, 639 nucleotides long. Lineage: Eukaryota; Metazoa; Chordata; Ascidiacea; Stolidobranchia; Styelidae. The record is from RefSeq and is a predicted model, not a curated record.